AUGAUGGACGUUAACAGCAGCGGCCGCCCGGACCUCUACGGGCACCUCCGCUCUUUCCUCCUGCCAGAGGUGGGACGCGGUCUGCCCGACCUGAGCCCCGACGGCGCCGGCCCGGUCGCGGGCUCCUGGGCGCCGCACCUGCUGCACGGGGUCCCUGAGGUGACGGCCAGCCCCGUGCCCACCUGGGACGCACUCCCGGACAAUGCCUCCGGCUGCGGGGAGCAGAUCAACUACGGCAGAGCCGAGAAAGUUGUGAUCGGCUCCAUCCUGACGCUCAUCACGCUGCUGACGAUCGCCGGCAACUGCCUGGUGGUGAUCUCUGUGUGCUUCGUCAAGAAGCUCCGCCAGCCCUCCAACUACCUGAUCGUGUCCCUGGCGCUCGCCGACCUCUCGGUGGCCGUGGCGGUCAUGCCCUUCGUCAGCGUCACCGACCUCAUCGGGGGCAAGUGGAUCUUUGGCCACUUCUUCUGCAACGUCUUUAUCGCCAUGGAUGUCAUGUGCUGCACGGCCUCGAUCAUGACCCUGUGCGUGAUCAGCAUCGACAGGUACCUUGGGAUCACGAGGCCGCUGACGUACCCUGUGAGACAGAAUGGGAAGUGCAUGGCCAAGAUGAUCCUCUCUGUCUGGCUCCUGUCCGCCUCCAUCACUUUACCACCACUCUUCGGCUGGGCUCAGAACGUAAAUGAUGACAAGGUGUGCUUGAUCAGCCAGGAUUUUGGCUACACGAUCUACUCCACCGCAGUGGCAUUUUAUAUCCCCAUGUCCGUCAUGCUUUUCAUGUACUACCAGAUUUACAAGGCCGCCAGGAAGAGCGCCGCCAAACACAAGUUCCCCGGCUUCCCGCGUCCCGAGGAGCCCGACAGCAUCGUCUCCCUGAACGGCAUGGUGAAGCUCCAGAAGGAGGUGGAGGAGUGUGCAAACCUUUCGAGACUCCUCAAACAUGAACGGAAAAACAUCUCCAUCUUUAAGAGGGAACAGAAAGCAGCCACCACCUUGGGGAUCAUCGUCGGGGCCUUCACUGUGUGCUGGCUGCCAUUUUUCCUCCUCUCGACGGCCAGACCCUUCAUCUGUGGCACCGCGUGCAGUUGCAUCCCGCUGUGGGUGGAGAGGACAUUUCUGUGGCUGGGCUAUGCAAACUCUCUCAUUAACCCCUUUAUAUAUGCCUUCUUCAACCGGGACCUGAGGACCACCUACCGCAGCCUGCUCCAGUGCCAGUACCGGAAUAUCAACCGGAAGCUCUCGGCUGCAGGCAUGCACGAGGCCCUGAAGCUUGCCGAGAGGCCUGAGAGACCUGAGCUUGUGCUACAAAACUCUGACUACUGUAGAAAAAAAAGUCAUGAUUCAUGAUCAAAAGCAGAAUAAUGGAGAUGAAAUAAACAAGGCAAGACAGAGGUGGAGACAGAACGAAAUCAUUUGCUGAGACUUCGGAACGGAAUGAGGCUUCUGUCCUUUCUUGGGAUGGCUAAAAUAUGACCAGCAAAGUAUACCUGGUGUUCAAAGUAUAUUAUGAGGGGGCUGGUGACCUCUGCUUUUUUA
This is a messenger RNA of Mesoplodon densirostris (Blainville's beaked whale), 1536 nucleotides long. RefSeq names its product 5-hydroxytryptamine receptor 7 (gene HTR7). Gene Ontology annotation, cellular component: dendrite; plasma membrane. Gene Ontology annotation, biological process: circadian rhythm; smooth muscle contraction; chemical synaptic transmission. The record is from RefSeq and is a predicted model, not a curated record. The coding region runs from base 1 to 1347 and encodes 448 amino acids. Lineage: Eukaryota; Metazoa; Chordata; Mammalia; Artiodactyla; Ziphiidae. The transcript has 3 exons. Gene Ontology annotation, molecular function: neurotransmitter receptor activity; G protein-coupled serotonin receptor activity.